GUUCAUAGUAAGCUUCCGUUCAAUUUGCCAGAUAGUAAAUAGCACGUCAGCGGGAAGGAUUACUGCCACGUGUCAAUUAAGUAAAGGGCAAAAAUCGUCUGUCGGUUGCCAAUGUAUCCGGUUAAGCCACCGGACACGUGCCGUUUCGUCACGCCAUCACCGCUCGAAUCCCUAUAAAUUGCACAAAAUUAAAACGCCGCUUUCCGUCGCACUCUCUUUUUCUUUCUCACCCACCAUCUGUCUUUCACAAGCACAGCACCACCGGUUCACCGGCCACCGGCCACCUCCGCUGCGGCCGCCAUUUCCGGCCAUUUUCUAGCUUGAAACCUCUCUAGUCUGAUAAAACCAGUGAAACCUGAUGCUUCCCGUCUCCAACUCCGUCUCCCCUGAACCUUAUGAAAAGCCUAAAACCCUCGAGAUAAUCGUGCGGAAGAACUCGUUUAACUCGCUCAACUCGGUCAUCCAAUCACGCGGAUGGCUUCUCCUGACUAUCCUCACUAUUCAAUUCAUUCUCCUUAUGACUCUUCGGUCAUUCCCCUUCCCCCGCCGUCACGCCCAGUUCACUUCUUCCUCCUCCCCUGUUCUCUACCUUGCUCUCCGUAAUAAUUUAUCACGAGCCGCAAACGGCGUCUCCUCUGCAAUCCCUCUCCAGCCUGAUGAUGAAUGUGGUUCGGGCCGGGUCUUUGUAUACAACUUGCCCAAGACCUUCAAUACUGAGAUUUUAGAGCAGUGUGACAAUCUCAACCCAUGGAGCUCCCGGUGCAAUGCUCUGGCCAACGACGGGUUUGGGAACGAAGCGACGGGGCUGAAAGGUAUCGUGCCUGAUAAUUUGGUUUCCUCUUGGUACUGGACUGAUCAAUUUGUUUCGGAGAUUAUCUUCCACAAUCGGAUUCUCAAUCACAAAUGCAGAACCAUGGAGGCGGAAUCUGCUACGGCGUUCUACAUUCCGUUUUACGCUGGGCUAGCGGUGGGAAAGUAUCUGUGGCACAAUUACACACACGAUGACCGGGAUAAGCAUUGUCAGAUGAUGCUGAGGUGGGUUCGUGAUCAGCCGUAUUGGAAUAGAUCCAACGGCUGGGAUCACUUCAUCACGAUGGGGAGGAUCACAUGGGAUUUCCGAAGGUCGAACGCCAGGGACUGGGGGUCGAGCUGCAUCUACAUGCCCGGCAUGAGAAACAUCACCCGCCUGUUAAUUGAGCGAAACCCGUGGGAUUACUUCGACGUCGGCGUGCCCUACCCGACCGGAUUCCACCCGAGAUCCGACUCCGACGUCGUACAGUGGCAGAAAUUCGUCCGCCAUCGCCAACGCACGAAGCUCUUCUGCUUCGCCGGCGCCACACGCGGCAAAAUCAAGAACGAUUUCAGAGGGCUCCUGCUGGAUCACUGCAGGAAGGAAUCGGAUUAUUGUCAGGUCGUGAACUGUGGCGGGACCCGGUGCUCCAACGGUACAUCCGCUAUAAUCGAAACGUUUCUGGACUCGGAUUUCUGUUUGCAGCCAAGAGGCGAUAGUUUCACCCGCCGAUCAAUCUUUGAUUGCAUGGUAGCCGGUUCGAUUCCAGUGUUUUUCUGGCACCGGACGGCGUAUUUACAGUACCAGUGGUUCCUACCGAGUGAACCCGAGAGCUACUCAGUGUUCAUACACCGCAAUGAGGUUAAAAACGGAACUUCCAUUAGAGAAGUUCUGAAAAAGUACAGUAAAGACGAAGUGAGGAAGAUGAGGGAGAAGGUGAUCGAGUAUAUACCCAAGUUGGUUUACGCAAGAUCAGAGAAUGGGUUGGGGCACAUAAAAGAUGCAUUUGAUGUCGCCAUGGAUGGUGUGUUGAGGAGAUUCAAGGAGCACGAGGAUGAGAACUGGUACAAGUGGAAAUGAAAGUUUUUCUAAAAGAAUUUAACAGAGAACGAUACAGAAGGAGUGUGUAUUGUAUAGCAGAGAUUCUAAGAAGCAGGUAUCACUACAAUUUUUCAUUUUCUCUUGGCUUUUACUUUUUUUUAGAACAUGAAAAUAGGAUCUGGGUAUUUUUUUUUUUUUCCUGUAAUUUUCUACGUUUCACAUGUAUUAAUUGCAAAAUUAUUUAAUUAGUUGCAGAUUUUCUUUGAUCUGCAAAUGCAAAACGAUGGGUCUUAGGAGGAUAAUGUGUUACAGACAUCAAAAAAUAAAUGGGUGUAUUAUAUUAUUCACUAUAAAUUACUUUUUGAGAAGCCAA
Carica papaya (papaya) is the source of this 2204-nucleotide messenger RNA. The record is from RefSeq and is a predicted model, not a curated record. NCBI's taxonomy places the organism in Eukaryota, Viridiplantae, Streptophyta, Magnoliopsida, Brassicales, Caricaceae.